This is a messenger RNA of Habropoda laboriosa, 1487 nucleotides long. RefSeq names its product venom acid phosphatase Acph-1-like (gene Acph-1). The transcript is spliced from 7 exons. Gene Ontology annotation, molecular function: phosphatase activity. Bases 150 to 1367 code for a protein of 405 amino acids. NCBI's taxonomy places the organism in Eukaryota, Metazoa, Arthropoda, Insecta, Hymenoptera, Apidae. The record is from RefSeq and is a predicted model, not a curated record. Gene Ontology annotation, biological process: dephosphorylation.
UCGUUGUAAAGCUUUACAAUCAAAAGAUCACGGAUCUUAUAAAAUGAAAGCGUUCUCAAUCUAGAUUGUUUAGACUGGUGAAACUCUACGAAUCUAUCACUGGUUUAGUGGAGACAUCACUGGAGUUCGCAGUUGAAUAUCGGUAAAAAAUGACUUCGUCUAGUAGCCGCAAAAGUUCUUUGUUGAUGUAUAAAAUCAUUGCUUUGGCUGCAUUAAUUGGCGUCACAACCGUUGAAGCAGAACUUGAACUAGUGAACGUGCUGUUUAGACAUGGUGACAGAACACCGGAUGAUAGCACUAAUGAAAUGUAUCCAAACGAUCCUUAUCUGAAUGAUGAUUUUUAUCCAAUGGGUCGAGGUCAGCUAACUAAUGCAGGUAAACAGCGCGAAUACACGUUGGGACUAUUUUUAAGAGAUAGAUAUGAAACGUUUUUGGGUGACACGUACAAGGUAAAGUCCGUCUCAGCCCUUAGUUCAGACUAUGACAGAACGAAAAUGUCUUUGCAAUUGGUUCUGGCAGGGCUUUUCCCACCAAGCAAAUUACAGCAAUGGCACCAGGAGCUAAAUUGGCAACCGAUUCCUGCAAACUAUUUACGGCGAUACGAAGACAAUGUCUUUCUUCCAGAAGACUGCCUUUUAUUUGAGGUUGAAUACAAUAGAGUAUUGAAGUCGCCUCAAGGUAAACACGAACUCUCUAAGUAUAAUGAGUUAAUGAAACAAUUAACAGAGUGGACAGGAAAAAGCAUAUCUACACCUUGGGAUUUGUAUUACCUCUACCACACAUUGAUGGCUGAAUAUUCUCUCGGCCUUACUUUGCCAGUUUGGGCAAACAAAGUGUUUCCAAAAGGAGAAUUAUGGAAUGCAACUGUAUUUUCAUAUAAUAUUGCCAACUCCACACCUUUACUUAAGAGACUUUAUGGAGGACCGUUUCUUCGAAUUAUCACAAGGCACAUGUUAGAUAUGGUAACUGGGGUAAAGACGGGUGAGGAAAAAUUGCGUUUGUUCAGUGGACAUGAAAGUAACGUCGCUGCCGUUUUACAUGCUCUUGAUGUUUAUUAUCCUCACGUUCCUGAAUAUUCAAGUGCUGUGAUAUUAGAACUCCAUCAGAUCGAAAACAUCUACUACAUAAAGGUACUUAACUAUUUGGGCAUUCCGUCCCAAGUAAUAGAACUUCAAAUACCUGGUUGCGAAAUACUUUGUCCUUUGGACAAGUAUCUACAUUUGAUAGAGGAAGUAAUACCGUCGAACGAAGAACUAAUUUGUGAUAAGGGGCUAACGGAGGAGAAUGUCGACAAGAAAUCAAUCGAGGAACUGGAAUUAAUGAAGUACAAUCUAAUAAGAACUGCUGGACUCAUUAAAGCUAAGUAAACAAAGCAGGGAAAUUUAAUUAUUAAAUCUUAAUUACAUUUCUGUAAAACCAAAGGAAACUUCAGAGUAAUGAUGAAGUAUGUAAAUACAACGAACCAUAGAUUGGUUAAAAGUUUUACA